This is a messenger RNA of Prunus persica (peach), 1482 nucleotides long. RefSeq lists its product as uncharacterized. Bases 526 to 1482 code for a protein of 318 amino acids. NCBI's taxonomy places the organism in Eukaryota, Viridiplantae, Streptophyta, Magnoliopsida, Rosales, Rosaceae. Gene Ontology annotation, molecular function: nucleic acid binding; zinc ion binding. The record is from RefSeq and is a predicted model, not a curated record. The transcript has a single exon.
CAAAGAGAAGGGUAUAACUAUUGAUCACCAGAGAGGGUAUAAGUGUUAAAAGUUAUUUAGUUAAGUUUAAUUAGUUUGUUAAUUAAAUAAUGCUGACAUGGCCAUGUAGAGACCAAGUCAAGCUGAAAUCCUAGAAUGUAGAAGUAGUGGUUUAGUCUGUUCACCACGUUCAAAUUUGCUUCCGUUGCUUAAGGUAGUUGAACUCCACAAAAUCUGCACUCGUGUGUUAGUGGUUAUUGUGGAGAUUGUUAUUUUGUAAGCUUUGUUAUUUCAGGUAUAUAUAAGAGAGGAAAACUGCAGUAUUCUUGAGCUGUGAAAUACGUUUGCUCAAAGAAUCCUUUUACGUUCAAGUUAAUUUCAGUUUCUCAACAUCUGGUAUCAGAGCCCUUCUGGGCCUGAACAAACUUGAAAAAGGUGAAAGAUUGUGUCUUGCAGCAGCAAGAAACAGUGGCAACAGAGAAAGCCACUGAGAGUUUUAUUCAACCAGCGAUUCCACGAUUUGAUGGUCACUACGACCAUUGGAGCAUGCUGAUGGAAAAUUUUCUCAGGUCAAAGGAGUAUUGGAAUCUUGUGGAAUCAGGAAUUGACGCCCCAGCAGAGGGAGUUGUGUUGACUGAACAACAACAAAAGAGGGUUGCUGAACAGAAGCUGAAGGACUUGAGGGUGAAAAAUUACCUUUUUCAGGCACUUGAUCGAUCUAUCUUGGAGACGAUACUCGAGAAGGAGACCUCCAAACAAAUAUGGGAUUCUUUGAAGAAGAAAUAUGCAGGGUCAGAGAGGGUGAAGCGUGCAGUGCUUCAAACUCUAACAAAGGACUUCGAAACUUUACAAAUGAAAUCAGGAGAGUCCAUCACUGAUUUCUUUGCUAGAACUCUGGGAAUAGCAAGCAAGAUGAGAUCCAAUGGUGGCACCAUGGAAGAAGUCAAAGUUGUGGAGAAAAUUAUGAGAUCAUUGACUCCAAAAUUUGACUACAUUGUCUGUUCAAUUGAAGAGGCAAAGAACGUUGCUGAGUUACGAGUUGAUGAACUACAAAGCUCUUUGUUAGUGCAUGAACAAAGACUUAACCGCACCACUGCCAGUGAAGAACAAACAGCUCUGAAAGCUUCCAUUGUUUCUGAGUCCUCAAGUUCUCGAGGAGGAAGAGGUCGUGGAAGAGGAGGACGUGGUAGAGGAAGAGGUGGUCGAGGUCAUCAAGGAGGUGGACGGUCUGGACAUAGAGAUGACAGCAAGUCAUCUCAUGUUUUCAAAAGAGAUGAUGACUUUGAAGAAAAAGGAACGUACCACUUUGAUAAGUCAAAAGUGGAGUGUUAUAGAUGUGGAAAUUUUGGGCACUACAAGAAUGAGUGCUACACGAAGUUACCAAAAAAAAAAGGUGAAAGAUUGUUUCUUGCUGCUGCAAGACACAAUCUUUCACCUUUUUCAAGUUUGUUCAGGCCCAGAAGGGCUCUGAUACCAGAUGUUGAGAAACUGAAAUUAACUUGA